AUGAAUGUCACCCAUAUAGAGUUCAAACCUUUAGACUCAAAGAGACAUAAUUCAGAGGAGAGACAGGGUCUCGAGGAAGCUAAGCUUCAAGUCCUUGAUUCAUCUCAGAUUCAUCGCCUGGUAGAUGGCUCUGUCAUAGAUAACUCAUCAGUAAAGUCAACACAACCAAGUAAGCGAACAAAAACAAAGAGAUCCAGAUCUGUACGGAUAUUAGAUCCACUCAUCAUUUCUGAGGACUCAACAGAAAAAAUAGAUACAGAUGAACUAGCCCGUCUUAAAUGUGCGGUAAAAGAAGGGGAGGAAAAUUUAUCAUAUUCAGGAUAUAGUAUUGAUAAAUCAUAA
Molecule: messenger RNA, 342 nt
Organism: Acaulospora colombiana
Lineage: Eukaryota; Fungi; Glomeromycota; Glomeromycetes; Diversisporales; Acaulosporaceae
Source: the annotation of a GenBank genome assembly